AUGUACAACCAGGCCGCCACAACAUCUGUGCUGGUUCUUGAACUGCAUUUAGCCGCUUCUUUGUCGUCAAUGGGUAACUGUGGGCCUGGGUGGAUGGCCGUUGGCAGUCUCGUGCUCUCCUGGCGAUGCAAAAUCGACAAGCUCCGCCAGCUUGCAGCCCAGGGAAAUGACGGUGGGGUGGGUGUCUGCCUGGAAGGCGAUUGGUGUGAAGGGGUUGCCUCGCAGGCCUUCCUUGGGGUCGUGGGGGACUGGGGAGGGGACAGUGACUUUAAUCCUGCGGUGAAGAGCAAGGCACGCUUCAAAGAUCGCUUCAUGCAAACGUCCGCACGGCUGCUGUUGGUGCAAGCUACUUUCCAGGCUUGA
This is a messenger RNA of Ostreobium quekettii, 363 nucleotides long. Lineage: Eukaryota; Viridiplantae; Chlorophyta; Ulvophyceae; Bryopsidales; Ostreobiaceae. The record is from the annotation of a GenBank genome assembly.